Messenger RNA from Parasteatoda tepidariorum (common house spider), 1525 nucleotides. The record is from RefSeq and is a predicted model, not a curated record. NCBI's taxonomy places the organism in Eukaryota, Metazoa, Arthropoda, Arachnida, Araneae, Theridiidae.
CUUGGGAGUCAGUGAAAUGAAAUAAAUAAAAGGGGUGGUUAAAUAUAACUUCUCUUUCCUCCUCAACGGUCAGUCUUUCUAGAGACUUCAACUGCUGGGUCAAAGUUUUCCCUUCCUUCUUACACGGACAGGAAUAUGGCUGACGACGAAGAUCAUGACGUUAAUGAAGAAGAAGAGACAAAACCGGAAGUAGAAGAAAAGAAGAAGACCCCAUUUUUUAACAGGCGUCCACUGAUUUAUUCGCAAUCUAAUUUGAGAGAGGACCCACCGAAGCCAGAAAUUUCUGAAGCUGAAUUGGCUAUGGAGAAAAUGCGUAAGAAGAAAGAAGAAGAAGAAGCCAUGUGGGCAGAAUAUAUAGAACAAAGAAAAAUUCAAAAACAAAAAGAAGAAGAAGAACUAAAGAAAUUAAAAGAAAGACAAGUGAAGAGGAAAGAAAGAAGGAAAGAAGAGGAAAAGAAAUUGCUAGCUUUAAAGAAGCAGCAAGAAGCUCAACGAAUAAAAGAAAUGGAAGAGAAAAAAUCAAAAGAAGCAGAAGCCAAGAAGAAACGUUUGGAAGAAGCAGAGAAAAAAAGACAAGCAAUGCAAGCAGCCCUUCAGAAAAAUAAAUUACCUGAGAAUGUUACUCCAAACUUUGUUAUAACAAAAAGAAAUGAAGAUGGAUCUCCCUCCUUUGAUAAGCUGCCUACAUCUUUAUACAUGAAAGCUGAAAUGGCGAAAACUAAAGAGCAAUUACAAGAGGAUAAGAAAAUAGCCUUAGGCGUUCGAGUAAAACCUCUAAAUAUUGAAGGCUUGAAUCCACAAGAGCUUAAAUCAAAAGCACAAGAACUAUGGGAAGCUAUAGUUAGACUUGAAAGUGAAAAAUAUGAUUUAGAAGAACGAAGAAAACGUCAAGAAUACGAUCUGAAAGAAUUGAGUGAGAGACAGAGACAAAUUAACAGAAGCAAAGCAUUAAAAAAGGGAUUAGAUCCAGAUGCUCUUAGCGGAAAACACCCGCCAAUGAUAAACGUAGCAAGUAAAUAUGAAAGGCGACUUGACAGACGAAAUUUUACUGACAAGAAAUCUCUUUUUGAAGGAGGAUACAUAUCACAUUUGGAAGCUCAUUUUGAAUCAGAAUGGGAGAACAAAACUAAGAGUUUUAAAGAUCGGGGUCCAUCAAAGCUCAUAAAAUGGGAUCCAAAUGCUGCAAGAAAUAAGGAGAAGCAAGAAAUCACUGAAUCUAUUGAAGAAGAAGACGAUCUAGGAGAAAACCCUUACUUAACUGAUCCUGAUAAUAAACAAGAAACAGAUGAAGUAGCAGAAGAAGAGGAAAGAGAGGAAGAAGAAGAAGAAGGAGAAGAAGAAUAAAAAUGUAUUUUGAGUAGCAAAUCUUAUGCCUAAUGAAGCUUUUGUUACGCAAUGUUUCUUGGAACUUUUCAACAGCUUCAAUGUUUCAAAAAUUGUGCAUUUCAAUAUUACUUAUUGUGUAUGUUUUUUUUAAUGUUUGAAUGAUUAUAAUUUAUACGCAACAACAAAUUGAAAGUUUUAU